Molecule: messenger RNA, 3449 nt
Organism: Malania oleifera
Lineage: Eukaryota; Viridiplantae; Streptophyta; Magnoliopsida; Santalales; Ximeniaceae
Product: protein tesmin/TSO1-like CXC 2
Exons: 12
Coding region: 147-2915 (922 amino acids)
Molecular function (GO): DNA-binding transcription factor activity
Source: RefSeq, a predicted model, not a curated record
UUCUAAUGAAAAUUUUCUGAGAAAAAUAAUUCACAUUUCUUCUGAUCAUCAUCAUUCUCAGCCACCCAUUGAGUCACUUCCAGGGGAUCAAUUCUCAAGAGAGAGAGGGAUGCAGAGAGAGUGCUCUAGGGUUAGGGUUUCAAACCAUGGAGCCUUUUGAUUCCGAGAAGACCGCCACGAGAACCAGUGGUGCCACGGCCGCCGCCGCCACCAUCUCUUCUUCAGAGUCUCCCGCAGUCCAAGAUUCCCCCAUCUUUUGUUACAUUAGCACCCUGUCGCCUAUAAAGCCUGUCAAGGCUGCACAUGUAGCUCAUGGAUUUCUAGAUCUUAGUUCUCCGCCUCUUUUGUUCACGUCACCUCGUAUAAAUUCUCCCCAUGAAAAAAGUUCUCUGAGAAGACCUCGACACCCCCAACCAUACACUGCAGAAUUUUCUCAGAGUGAUGAUAAAAGCAAGAAAACAGAUGCUGUUUCAGAUGUAGCUGAAAAAUCUAUUACUCAGUUGAACAGCAGGAUAGUCACUGAUGCUCAGAAGGACUUAAAUAUUCAGGAUUCUAUACAACCCUGUAAAUCCCCAGUCUCUGUUGAACAUAUGGUAGAUCCAGUGGAAGUGGAAUUUGGUGACAAGAUUUAUAUACAAAAAGAUGAGACGAAAAUAAAGGCAUCUCUUGCAUUUUCUGAACAACCUGAGCAGGAGCUUCAGGGGAGGUCAAUGAACACUAAGCUGGCUAAAACUGAAGGAGAGCAAAAUGACGUUGAAAAGCUGUCCGCUGAAUCACCUGAUGUUAAGUCUAGUUUGUCUCUCGAUCAUGCUCCUAAACAACCACAAUGUGAGCAGUCAAUGUGUCAGAUUGUUUGGGCACAUAAUGAUUGCGAUGGGAAUUCCCAAGCAACAUCAAAUGGGGCAGUUGAGAACAAAAUGCUGCAUAAUUCUGAGGCCAGUCAACACCGAGACAUGCUUAGGCGCUGUCUUCAAUUUGAAGAUGCUGAACCAAACCCUACUACAAACAGCCCAAGCUCUUGGAAUUUGACCACUCCUGUAACUAAUUCAAGCUUGCCUGUUAGUGAUUCACCACAUGAAGAAUUGACUGCAGCUUCCUCUGGAAACAAGUCCAUGCAUUUGCCCCAACCGAUGGUCACAUUGCUCUCUUCGCGAAAUACUGGGAAGUCUUUCUUUUCAGUUCCCAAGCCAUCAGGUAUCGGAUUGCACUUGAAUAGCAUUGUUAAUGCUUUGCCUAUGGAUUGCAGUGCAACAGCAAGCAUGAAAUUAGCCGAGAAGAAUUAUUUGAGUGUACAAAGAAUGAACUCAGAAGUUCUUAUGAGCCAUUCCUUAUUUGACGAUAUGAAAGGUAGCACAAUAUCAUCAAAUGGAUUUGAGAAAUCUUCAACUAGCACAGAAGAUGAGAGGCAUGAUACUGAGGGCUCAAUUGGACAAAGUUUAGCUGCAUCCCAGCAUCCCCACAGUAUGAAACCUUUGAGCAGUUCUCUGCUGUUGAAGCGAACUGAGCUUUCUGAAAGUUCCCAUGAUAAGAGGAAGUCUAAUUCUGAACAUGCUGACAAUUUUGAGGAGUUCAACCAAAUAGGCCCCCCAAAAAAGAGGAUGAAGGCAUCUAGCACUGGUGAUGGUGAUGGCUGCAAACGUUGCAAUUGCAAGAAAUCCAAAUGUUUGAAACUCUACUGUGAAUGUUUUGCUGCUGGAAUGUAUUGUAGUGAGCCUUGUGCUUGCAAUGGGUGCUUCAAUAAACCUGAAUAUGAAGAUAAAGUUCUUGAGACACGGCAACAAAUUGAGUCACGAAAUCCACUUGCAUUUGCUCCAAAGAUUGUACGGAGGAACAACCUAACUCCAACAAUCAGUGUGGAAGAAGGAAAUUAUCUGACACCAUCCUUGCCAAGACACAAGAAAGGGUGCAAUUGCAAAAGGUCAAUGUGUCUUAAAAAAUAUUGCGAGUGUUACCAGGCUAAUGUUGGAUGCUCUGAUGCAUGCCGGUGCGAGGGAUGUAAAAAUGCUUAUGGUAGGAAGGAAGAUUAUGAUUUGAUUAGCAAUGUGGGGAAAAGUGCAUCAGAUGAAAGAUUGGCAGACACAUGUGAUGAGGAGAAGCUAGAAAUUGCAGCCUUCCAGAAUAAUUUCUUAAACACUGAGCUGUGUAAUCCCCAAAACCUUACCCCCGUGACACCAUUGUUCCAGUGCCUAGAAAUGGAUGGAUCAAAAUUCCAGUUACCCUCGAGAAGACAUGCCCCAUCACCUGAAUCUGAUGUUACCAUCUUCUCAUCUUAUGAGAAAUCUCCAAGAUCUCCAAGAAAUUCAGAUACCAAUCAUUCGCACCUGAAAACAGGAGAAAUGCUGGACAUGGAUUCAUGUCAUCAAGAAUCAUACCAUGGUAGAGCAGCGGUGGAUCCAGUCACUCCAAGAUGUGCGCUUGCAAAUAUAUGCCAUCUUGCUCCACUGCCAAAUGUUCCUAGAACUGCUUUGGCUUCUUCAGCUUUAUCCAAAACAAGACAAUGGAUUACUUCUUCACAAUCCCAAUUGUGUCCUGAAAGUAGCCGUCCCUCAUCAAGUGGCUCCCUUCGUUGGCGUAGUUCCCCAAGUACUCCAAUGAGUCAAUUAGGCACAGCCAAAUUUCUCCAGGGGCUUGACUUCAAUAAGAGGCUUUGUGACAUAUUGGAAGAUGACAUGCCUGAGAUAUUAAAGGAUGCCCCAGCCCCUACUGAGGCUGUGAAAGUGAGCUCCCCAAAUAGGAAGCGUGUUUCUCCUCCUCAUGGUUGCUUGCAGCAGCUUGAGUCAAGCUCUUCAGCUGGCUUGAGGAGUCGCAAAUUUAUAUUGCGGUCCAUACCUUUCCCACCACUCACACCUUGCAUCAAGCCUAAAAGCAGCAGCAAUGAGAAUAAAAUUGAUCAACAUGAAAGUGCCAGAAAAUAGCUAGUGGCAUAGGAUGAGGCAAGCUCAUAUCAUGCUUUUUCUCGGAAAUAUUGUUUCGAACUCCUAACAACUUUGCAUGAUGACGGCUGAUCACUGCCUGCCAUUGCGGCCUCUGCAUUUAUUGGUAACUGGCACUGGGGCAGAAUUUGGUGUCAUACAUGGAUUGGAAGAUUGCCAGGUUUGAUAUAAGCAACCUUUUUUUUUUAUAUGUAUAUUCAUAGGGAUGAUUUAACUCACAAUUACUUAUUAUAUUUAAUAGGAACUGAAGUGGCCACAUGUUCGAAUGAGUAAUGCGCAGAAAUGGAAUAGACAAUCUCGUUAUGUUUGCAUUUAGUCUCACCUUUUUAGUUGUUUUUUCAUCCCAAUUGGAUGUUAUUAGCUUUAAGCUUUAGCUGCAAAUGUGGAACCAAUGGAUACUCCACCCAAUUUGGUAGUAAGGAUCAAUAUUUUUUUUUUUUUUCAAAAUGGAAAAGUUGAAUGAAUUGUAUGGAGAUUUUUUUGGCAAAUGGAUUAUUGAUCAUUCUUUGUGAGCAA